Messenger RNA from Momordica charantia (bitter melon), 1821 nucleotides. It is a transcript of the gene AAH, whose product is annotated as allantoate amidohydrolase. NCBI's taxonomy places the organism in Eukaryota, Viridiplantae, Streptophyta, Magnoliopsida, Cucurbitales, Cucurbitaceae. The record is from RefSeq and is a predicted model, not a curated record. Gene Ontology annotation, molecular function: hydrolase activity, acting on carbon-nitrogen (but not peptide) bonds, in linear amidines.
CUCGGAAGCCAACACCCAAAAGCCAAAACGCUUUCCGCUUCCGCCAUAGCCUCUCGCCAAAGGCCUCUGCGGCUGCCUCCUCUCUCCGCCGAUUUUUAUCCUUUCCGUGCAGCCGCCGGCCAUGGCCAUUGCAUCUUCAAACAUCAAUUUUAUGCCCGGAUUUAUCACGAAGGAUCAUCAUCUUCACCAUUCUUCUUUUUCCAUCUUGUUUUGCUACCUGCUGCUUUCCGUUUUGUUUUCAUCUGCUUCAACCGCUUACGCAUUUACUGGAGAUGUAGCCGAAGAUUCAAAGAACAGAAGGGCCGAUUUGUUUGUGGAAAUUCUUAAGGACGAAGCAGUAGGAAGACUGAACGAACUAGGAAAGAUAAGUGAUGCUGCUCGCUAUCUCGAGAGGACAUUCUUGAGUCCAGCUUCUAUCAGAGCAAGGUUUCUUCUUCAGAAAUGGAUGGAGGAUGCUGGAUUAAGAACGUGGGUUGACUGCAUGGGUAAUCUUCAUGGUCGAGCUGAGGGAAGGAAUGCAAGUGCUGAAGCAUUACUUAUUGGUUCUCACUCGGACACUGUGGUUGAUGCUGGAAAAUUUGAUGGCGCAUUAGGAAUCAUAUCUGCUAUCUCUGCUUUGAAAGUUUUUCACAUGAAUGGGAAGUUAGAAGAAUUAAAGAGGCCAAUUGAGGUGAUUGCCUUCAGUGAUGAAGAGGGUGUGAGGUUUCAAUCAACCUUCUUAGGAAGUGCUGCAAUUGCUGGUAUUUUACCAGUUUCGUCUUUGGAAAUAUCAGAUAAAAGUGGCAUGACAAUAAAAGAUGUUCUUAAGGAGAGUGGAGAAGAGAUAACAGAGGAGAAGAUUUUGCAACUCAAGUAUGACCGUAACUCUGUCUGGGGAUAUGUCGAGGUUCAUAUUGAACAAGGACCUGUACUUGAGUGGUCUGGUUUUCCCCUUGGAGUUGUUAGAGGCAUAGCCGGGCAGACACGACUAAAGGUUACAGUGAGAGGUUCUCAGGGGCAUGCAGGAACGGUUCCAAUGCCUUUGCGCCAGGAUCCCAUGGCAGCUGCAGCUGAAUUGAUUGUACAAUUGGAAAGACUCUGCAAGAAACCAGAGAGCUUUUUAUCCUUUGAUGGCCAUUGCAGUGACUCCACCUUGAAAUCACUGUCCACAUCUCUUGUUUGUACGGUUGGAGAGAUAUCAACAUGGCCCAGUGCAAGCAAUGUCAUUCCAGGCCAGGUGACGUUCACUGUAGAUUUACGUACUAUCGAUGACAUAGGACGUGAAUCUGUACUUUAUGAGUUCUCUAAUCAAGUCCAUAAAAUUUGCAGCAGCCGAUCUGUUUCAUGCAAUAUUGAACGCAAGCAUGAUGCUAAUGCUGUAAUUAGUGAUUCGGAGCUGAGCUCGCAGCUAAAAUCUGUCGCUUCCUCUGCACUAAAAAAAAUGGUAGGCGAGAUUCAGGAAGAAGUACCUGUAUUAAUGAGUGGAGCAGGGCAUGACGCUAUGGCAAUGUCUCAUUUGACAAAGGUGGGAAUGUUGUUCGUCCGCUGUCGUGGAGGCGUAAGUCACUCCCCCGCCGAGCAUGUACUGGAUGACGAUAUCUGGGCCGCUGGUUUAGCAGUCUUGGAAUUUUUAGAAAACCAUCUGUAAUAUUGUAGCCUAUGUAUUUGUUCAUUGUACGCAAGACUAGUUAGUAACUUGGUAUAAAAUGCUACAUGUUUAUUCAACUGUACAAUCCAUCUUUGUUGAUUGAACCUUCUCUUCAUCGUAGGCAAGAAUAAUCAACUUCGUACUCUGUGUAAAUUCAAUUUUUACAAUCCAUGUUCGUGGAUUGUGUUCUAUAA